Molecule: messenger RNA, 2761 nt
Organism: Xenopus laevis (African clawed frog)
Lineage: Eukaryota; Metazoa; Chordata; Amphibia; Anura; Pipidae
Gene: rbm7.S
Product: RNA binding motif protein 7 S homeolog
Exons: 5
Coding region: 101-850 (249 amino acids)
Biological process (GO): regulation of alternative mRNA splicing, via spliceosome
Cellular component (GO): nucleus; nucleoplasm
Molecular function (GO): nucleic acid binding; RNA binding; single-stranded RNA binding
Source: RefSeq, a predicted model, not a curated record
AAUGCGUAAUUCCGGCUUCAAACUGAUGACGUUUUGCGAGACGGAAAGUAACCGGAAGUAGAGCGGUAAUAGCUUCCAAACGUGUAGUUGUUUUGGAGAAAUGGGAGCGGCAGAGGCAGAUAGGACACUGUUUGUCGGGAAUUUGGACCCGAGAGCGACGGAGGAGCUGCUCUUCGAGUUAUUUUUGCAGGCAGGUCCUGCGAUUAGUGUCAAAAUCCCCAAGGAUAAAGAUGGAAAACCGAAGCAGUUUGCCUUUAUCAAUUUCAAACACGAAGAAUCUGUUCCCUAUGGAAUGAGCCUGCUGAGUGGAACCAAACUCUUUGGAAGGCCUCUCAAAAUACAAUACAGAUCAGGAAGUAAACACAUUCCACAAGAUGGCAAUAGUUCUCCUCAUUCAACACACACGAAUGGCAAUGGAAGUCCAAAUGGUUCAUCACCAAAUGGAAGCAGGUAUGACAGAAAUGGAGAUUACAUGAAAUCUCCUGGACACUCUCCUGUUCAAAAUGUGCAGAGAUCAUUUUCUUCACCAGAUAAUCUUCAGAGACAAGCCGUGAUAAACAGUUUUAUGUGGCAGCAGUCUCAGUACGGAAUAGCAUCACAAGCACAAUCACAAUCUAGCUCCUCUCCAUCUUCGUCUCAAACGUAUUAUAAUCAGUAUAGCCAAAGUCCUCAACAGCCUUCAAGGCGAUCUGAUUCUUCUUCUUCUGCCCAGCGCAAAAGCAGAGAGCAUGGCUCCCAUCCAUAUAUGAGCGACCAUUACAGCCGGGAGACCCACCACAGGGGCCGUCAUGAGGAGCACUAUUAUGAAGACCGAGCCUAUGACAACAGGUGGCGUUCUUCAAGACACUGAAUUUGAAAGAAGAUAUGCUUCAGUUUUACAAGAAACAUUUUCAAACAAGCUCCAUACUUAACUCAAAGAAGAAACCAUCUUAGAAAUGAAACUGAAGUUUUUCUGUGGUUUUAUUUUACCACUCCUAUCCUUUUAAAAUUUUUACAAAAUAUUGUUUUUAAAAACCUGCAUUACCAGUGACAAUAUUACAUCUAGUCUGUUUGAUAAUUAAGCUCUCCAAAAAAAAAAAAAAAAGGUGUACAACAAAAUAUAUCUAUACUGAGCAAUAAUUUGUUAAUCAUAUAUAUAAUAAGGUCUGAUGUUAUAAUGUCAAGGUUUGCAGGAAAGGCUUUUUUAAUGUAUUCUAGGUGUUUCCAUAUGCUUGUAAAAGAUGAAAUAGUUUUAUUUUUUGUUAUUUUGUCUUAAAAAAACAAAACACUUGUUAUAAAUUGGGGUUUGAGCUCUGUACCCAUGAGCAUUCAAAUAUGCACUUGUCAUGCAGUGCAGUUUUGCUGGAACGCAUACAAAUAUACCUUAUGCCAAGCAAAUGUUUUAAGUUUUGGUGUAGAGCCUAAGCCUGCUCAGAUAUGUUCCAUCUAACUGAGUAUAAAGACUCUAUAUUCCAAUUUGAUUUGUAGCCUGCAAGUUUUAUUUUGUUUUUUUUUACCUAGGUGACCGUGUGUUUCUAUUAUCUGGAUUAACAUCUGGAUUCCAGCAGAUUACUACACCAGCAGGAUAUUCACUUAUUUUUAAGUAUAAUUCAGCUCAGGAUAGCAUUUCAUAACAGCUCUGGAUUAUUGAAAUCGCUUAAGGGGAAAAUAUUAUAAAUUUGUAUUUUUUUAUGUCACAUUUAGGAAGCUGAAUUCUUUUCAAAGUAUUUGGUACUUCUUUUCAAAGUAUUCUUCCACUUCAAAACUUUCCCAGCAUAUGCCAGUUUUCGUAUGCAGUUGGCUAUUGUUUUGCACGGAGAAGAGUUGGAAGCAUUUCAUGUGGACAUUUGACGAUCCCACUCAAAUUCAUCAAAUUGCACAGUGUAACAAAAUGUGUUAAAUAGACAGUAUUGAAACACCAUUAAUGAGGAAUGUUUUUCAAAAGGAAUAAUGUUGUAAGCAUCCUUUUUUUUUUACAGAGAAAGCAACCUUAUUGUAUUCAUUUUUAAUAAUUUGUUAUGGAUCCAUUGUAAAGGUAUAUUUUGUGCAUUGUUGGGACAAAAAAAUUUUUUUUUAAUAUGGCUGAUUGGAAAAUGUUCUGUCACAAAAUAAUUUCAGGUAAAUCACAUGGAGACUACUUUUUUAUUAAUUUCAAGAAAAAAAGCCAUAAAUUACUCAGUUUCCUUACCUAUCUGUUAAUUAUUUUGUAAAAUGGAUUUGCAUGUAAGGGUGUUGUUCACUUUAUAUCCUCUUGUAAUGUCAACCCUACGGUACCACCAUAAAAAAAAAACUAGAAAUGUGCAAAUUUGUAAUAAUAAAGUCACCCUAAGGUUAAUGGCAAUUACUGUGUUGUCUUUGCCAGCAUAAAAAUGCAAAUGAAUGCAAUCUGCAUGUCCCUGCACUCAUGGGGCAAAUUUCAGCCAGAAUAUGAUUGUGUUUACAUUUUCUGAUUGAAAUUGACCAAUUUGGGUAGUGACCAAUGGAUCACAUUUAUUCCAAUUCAGUACACACGUAAUGGUAUGAUAUGGGACAAAUCUGCCUAUGGUGGGAAACAUGCAGUGUGUGCCAUUGGCCUAAUACAUGAGUAAGCACAGUAUUUCUUUAGACAGUAAUUAUUUACGCAUUAAGAGUCCAAAUGGUACCCCUUCAUUGUAAGGUAAAAGAAGUGUAACUUGUUUAUUUGUGCAAACUGUGUUUUACAUACUUUCCCAUUUUGAAGACCUAUUUUGUGUAAUUUUCUUGAACAUUUGGUGAGAAUAAAUCUUAUCUGAUGUCAAGUUAA